AAAAUAAAUCGAUUGUGUUUUGAAUUUAUCAUUUUUUUUCAACGAUAAUAAUGAAUACGAAUAUUCAUCAUCAACAACAAUCGUCAUCGACAAAUCGAUGGAUACGACAAUUGUUGGAACAAUGCGUUUCCAAUGAUAAAAAACAAUCAUCAUCACCAUCAUCAUCGAAUGUUGUUGAUCAUCAUCAAAUUUCAUCAAUCAAUAAUCGUGGUUGCAUAGUAUUGAAUCAACGUAUAAAUUAUCUGAUUUCAAUAUUAAUAUUUUUCAUCUUGAUUAAUAUAAUGCUUAUUGGAUGGAUUAUAAUAUCAUUGAAUUUACAUCAAAAUUCUCAGACAUUUAUUCGUACUACAACAACAAAAUCAAUAACAACAAAUAAUAAUCAGAAUGAUGAUCCGAAAUUACGUAUCAAAGGUAAUCUUUAUAGUGGUGGUGGUAAUAACAAUUGUACUCUUUAUACGAAUGAUAUAAAUCAUUAUAAAUCACAAAUGGCACAAUCCACCAAUAAUAAUCAACAUUUACGAUUACAAUUUCAAUCGAAUCCAACUGGCGAAAUGAAUCCAUCUGGUGAUGUACAAAUUAGAUCCAAUGAUGAUGGUAAUGGAAUGAAUGUAAAUAGUUUGCAUUUAUCAGCAAUUACUGGUAAUUUGGAAUUUAAAAUUAAUAAUCGUCUAGUGAUUGAAAGUGAAAAACCAAGUAGACGUUUAUUACAAAUUGAAAAUGACGGUCUUAUUAUUGAGGAUUCAUCUACAUCUAUGGCAUAUAUAAGACAACAACCAGGUGGUUUACGAUUAUCACAAAUGAUGACUGAUUCAAUUGUUGGCUGUGUAAAUCAAGAUUUACGGAUUGAAUCACGUACCGAGCAAUUAUCGAUUAAAUCAACAAAUUCAUCGAUUCAAAUGGAAUCCAAUAAUGGUCCAAUACAAAUAAAAUCUUAUGAUGAUUUAUGGUUCAAUACCGAACAAUUAUCAUUGAAUGGUCGUAAUAUUUUAUUUGCCAAUCUAAAUCGAAAUCACCACCAUCACAAUCAUCAUCGAGAACAACAACAUCAUAAUCGUCAUGGACAUAAUAAUCGUCAUAAUGAGAAUAAUGAUGAUCAUGGACCAAUAUUAGCCUAUCAGGUUUGUAUGUGUACAAAUGGACAAAUAUUUGCGGCUGAAGAAACGAUACCAUGUCAAGCUGAUCAUAAUAUUUGUGGUAGCCAUAAUGAAUGAAUGAAUGGAUCGAAUUUUU
Dermatophagoides farinae (American house dust mite) is the source of this 1230-nucleotide messenger RNA. RefSeq lists its product as uncharacterized. The record is from RefSeq and is a predicted model, not a curated record. Gene Ontology annotation, cellular component: sarcoglycan complex; membrane. NCBI's taxonomy places the organism in Eukaryota, Metazoa, Arthropoda, Arachnida, Sarcoptiformes, Pyroglyphidae. Gene Ontology annotation, molecular function: protein binding.